This is a messenger RNA of Tetrahymena thermophila SB210, 1746 nucleotides long. Its product is annotated as DnaJ domain protein. Gene Ontology annotation, cellular component: cytoplasm; membrane. Lineage: Eukaryota; Ciliophora; Oligohymenophorea; Hymenostomatida; Tetrahymenidae. The transcript is spliced from 6 exons. The record is from RefSeq and is a predicted model, not a curated record. Gene Ontology annotation, biological process: vesicle-mediated transport; protein refolding.
AUGAUUGACUUACUUUAGGAGCUUUAUAUUCUUACUGAUAUAGAUCAAUCAAAAAUGUAUCAAAAUCAAGAAAAUAAGGAUUCAUAAACCAUUUAAAAAGGUGAUAAGUAUAUUGAUGAGAAUACUAUAAUUAACGAAAAAAUGAAUGAACAAUUUUAAAAACCUUUAAACGAAUGUUUUAGUCAAAUAAAAAUAUGUAUCCGCUAGAUUAAAAUUCUUACUUCAUAAUAUUAAAAUGCUACUUUAUAGAAACACGAAAUUGAAAUUUCAUAAAAAAUGGAUUAAACAGUACAGAAUUUAACACAAACACAGCAAUAAGUUAAAAAAAUUUUUGACGACUUUGAAAAAGUAUUAGAAGUGGAAAAAUAAACAUAACCUGAUGAGCCUGAAACAAGAAUGAUGUAAGUGUAAUAUGGAAUAUAUUGGGAAGAAUUUUCUGAAAUUUUAAAAAAAGUUAAUGAAGCCAAACUAUAUUAUUAAGAUAUGAUAAAACAGAGAGCUUUGAGGUAAGCUCAGUUAUUAAAUAAUAAAAUUACUGAAGAAGAAUUAGAAUAAAUAAUGAAAAACCCAUUGAAUAGCAGUGAAUAAUAAAUUUAUUAACAAAUGCUCAAAAUGCCAAGUGCAUAAUUUAAAACUUACGUUAAUGAUGUCUAAGAAAAAUAUUCUCACAUUUUGGCUCUUUAAAAAAGUAUAAUUAAAAUGCAUGAAUUGGUGAAUCAGGUAUCAAUGCUAGUGUUCAAGUAGGGAAAAGUUAUUAACGAUAUAACAGAAUAUAUCUCUUAAGCAUUAAAUUAUAAUGAAAAAGCUGUAAAGGUAUUAGAAAAAGAAAAAGUUAAUCAAAAAUAAAAUAGGAAAAGUUUCCACUAACCAAUAGUUUAUAGAUUUGCUCAUUAUGAUCCAUAUUACAUAUUAGGAGUUGAUAGAAGAGCAGAGUUCUCAGAUAUAAAAAAGGCUUAUUUUAAAUUAAUUGCGUAAUAUCACCCUGAUAGAAAUCCUUCUCCAGACGCUACAAAAAAGUUUGUACUUAUCAAGGAUGCAUUCGAAGAUGUAAAAAGAUAAUUAGGUUAAGAAGUAAAAAUGACAUAUGAGUCAUAAAGAGGUUCAAAAUCAAGUGAGUUUUAAUCAGUAAGACCAGAUACAAAUAGAUAUAAGGAGGACUUCGAAAAUGAAUAAGAGAGCAGUGAAAGUGGACAAUAAUAAAAAUAUGGAAAAUUUGAUUUCAGAGAAUAUGCCUCUCGUACACCAGAAGGGGAGGAAUUUGAUAAAUUUAGGGAUUCUUUUGAAAAUAUAGCAGAUAUUGAAGAUAAAACAUUUACACCAAUUGAUGCUGAUAUUCCUGAUGCUUCAAAAAGAUUUAAGUUAGAAGAGAAAAUAUAAAAAAAUACUUUUUUACCAGAGGACUCUAAAGUCAUGUUUAUGGUUUUACUUACAAUAUUUUUAGCCUUUGUUGUUUAUAUGUCUUCAGCAAAUUCAAAAUCUGUAAAAAAUAAAUAUGAGGUAGCUAUUUAUCAUAUGCUUAAUAAAGAUAAGCUACAAGAUUUGGAAGAAGAAUAUGAUAAGCAUGAAGAAGUUACAAAAAAUUUAAAAAUGAAUUAAUAAUAUAAAGAAUAUAAGUAAAAGUUAGAAAAAAACCUUGAAAAUGCUGAGCAAAAAAUGCUUGCUAGAGUUCCUAUCAUAAGAGAAUAUUCUUCUAUAUAAGAUACUAUAAGAAGUGAGAAAGGAGAUGAUGAAGAUGAUGAAAUAUGA